Messenger RNA from Clupea harengus (Atlantic herring), 1414 nucleotides. It is a transcript of the gene golm1, whose product is annotated as golgi membrane protein 1. The transcript is spliced from 11 exons. Gene Ontology annotation, cellular component: Golgi apparatus. The record is from RefSeq and is a predicted model, not a curated record. Bases 158 to 1186 code for a protein of 342 amino acids. NCBI's taxonomy places the organism in Eukaryota, Metazoa, Chordata, Actinopteri, Clupeiformes, Clupeidae.
UACUCCAGACAGAGCAACCCCAUUGCCGAACUUCCGUCGUUGUGUUUGCUUUGGGAUCUGUGGACUCAGCCUAAUACACUGCUCGGUACUGCAAUAUAUCUCGAACACAUCAUCAGGGACUAACAAACUCCGAUCCUACUAAAAAGUGAAGGCAGCAAUGGGUGCCCUCGGUAACGGGCGGCGAGUCGGGCGGUCCCCUUCACUACUGAUAGCAGCUCUAACCACAUGCAUCCUCGUCGUGGGAUUUAACUACUGGGUGUCAAACUCACGCAACACGGAGCUACAGGCACAAGUGUAUGAGUUGGAGGGGCGUGUGCGGAGAAACGAGGCAGAAAGAGACGAGGUGUCCCAGAAAUGGGACGUAGCGGAGGAGACGAUGAGACGCCAGAGUCAGCAGAUCAGAGAGCUGGAGGAGCAGCACCAGAGACAAGAGGCCACUCUUCACAUCAACGUGUCGUCUUGCUCCAAAAGUGCUCAGGCCAUGAAGAGCCAACUGAAGUCUUUAUUGGCUGAUUCGGGAGCACUUCAGAAAGAGCUGCAGACGUGUCAGAGCUCUGUGAACACACUCAACAACAAACUCACUUACGACACUACUCAGUGUAACACACAGAUUCUGGCCUUGAAGGAGGACUGUGAUGAGAGGAUGGCUGCCGCUGCGAAGGGUGUUCAGAAAAAACAGACAAAUCUGGCAGUGAGUGAGAAAGACACCCCUCUUGUCGCUGGCAGCCUUACGGGCAAUGAGGAGGCAACCAAUCAGACGCAGAAGCCUGAACGGCCCAGCCAAUCAACCGCAGUGACACAGCCAGACCAGGAUCCGGACCUCACUGAGCUGAAGACCAAUGAGAUUGUUCUAAAACAUGGUCCACCAUCCACUCCUGAGGCGCCCGCCGCUGCUGGUCUGAAGGAGAGCAGAGCCGCUCAGGAGCUGGGCGGGGCCAUGAGUGUGAUUGGCCAGAAGGAUGAGCAGCCCCCCAAGGCCACCGCCGAUCCAGAUGUGGCGCCGGCAGCAAAAAUCUCACUGACUGAAGAGGAUGCUCUGAUGCCUGGGGACGGUCCAGUGGAGUACACAGACCAAACGGAGGCGGACAACACAGAGAAAGAGGGCGGCCCGGACAACCUGGACGAUUAUGAAGAGAAUGAGCCGGAAUCUGAAGACGACAAACAGGCAGCUCUUGCCCUGGAUUGAGCCCACACACACACGUGCACACACACACACACACACACACGGGACAUGAGCUUCCAUGUAUUUUACUGAGGCGUUGUGCAGCCUCUCGUUCUGAAACUGGGCCCACGGCUUCACUCCUGGCAAACUGAGCUCAUGAUUGUUUGGUUAUUUUUUGACUUCAUGUGACUGUUUCCUUUAGUUUGGUUAUAAAGGGCUCUGUCAUUACUGAACUAGAGCUUAAGUUAAGUU